GCCGGAGCGGCGGCGCAGACGGGGAAUCUGCCAUGUCCAACCUCCCGCCUCCAGCAGCGGACAGGAAUUGUUUCUACAUCCUGACAGAGGACUGUGCCUAUGGAAGCAAAUACUUCCAAGCUGGGAAUUUGUGCUUCUGCAGCGAGAGGAGCUACCUGCGGAAUUUUUCCGAGGAUGGGCCUCCAGCUUGCUUCCUGAAGGUCGUCAUGCUGGACGACAGCUCCACGGUCACCAUCAACCUGGAAAUCCUGCAGCCCCUGCACCAGGAGGCUGCCAGAUUCCUCCUGGCCAUCGGGAGCCACAGCGAGCGCUUGGAAUUUUUCCUGGAGAGGCUGAGCCUGGAAGGAGCUCUCCGAGCCGUGCCGGGUCAAAACGUCAUGGUGGAGGUGGAGAGGGAAUUUUUCCCGGGAGUCGUGCGCUACGUCGGGAGCAUCUACAAGCCCAGCUUGGCUGUGCUGACUCCGGUGUUUUUCGGGGUGGAAUUGCAGGGAGAGGGGGAAAACAGAGGGAGAAGCGACGGGUCCUACCACGGCACCGAGUACUUCAAGUGCAAGAGGAACUGUGGGGUCUUCCUGCCCUUCAGCAAAAUCCAGUUUAUUCCCACAUCAGGCAACGAUUAUGGGAAGCAGAAGCCGGGAAAGCAGGACACGGAGGAGGUGGUUCCCGUGAAAGUGGGAGAUGCCGUCAGCUUCCUCGUGGAUGAGAUCCCCACCAAAGGAAUUGCCAUGGCAGUUUACAGGGAAGGGAGCCAGUGGUUCGUGAAGGUUUGCCCGGAAGAAGAAGGAACGACUGACAUUUUCAGGGAAAUCCCCAUGGAAUCUGUUGUGAAGGAGAGCUUGCAAAGUUUUUUCCCAACAUUCAACUCCGACGCGGGCUUUGGGAAACCAAACCCAAUGAAACGAGAGAUCAGCGAGAGCAGCGAGGAGGGGGAAGGUGGGAAUUCACCCUUGGAAGUGAAUUCCAUGGUCCAGAUUACCUUGGACAAAGGGAAUCAAGUUUCAGGAAUCAUCCGCUGGCUGGGCUUCCUGCCCCAAAUCAAGGACAAAAUGGCUGGAGUGGAACUGGAUGAAGACAAGGGGGUCACAGCUGGAGAGUGGCUGGGCAAGUCCUACUUCCACUGCGCCCCGAAGCGCGGGAUCUUCGUGAGGCUGAACUCCUGCCAGCCCGACGUGCGCUUCCAGAGCUUUCCCAGCUCCGACCUCUCCCUCGGGGAUUACAGAGGACAAGAAGUUCUUCCAGAGGGUCCAGAGAGUUUUCCUCCCCUCAGGAAUGAGGCAGCAGUCCGUGUUCUCCAAGGGCGGAUGAAGGGCAUCCAAGGCCACUGUAAUUCCUGCUACAUGGAUGCAGCUCUCUUCAGCCUCUUCUCCUGUACCUCCGUGCUGGACUCCAUGCUCUUCAUGCCCUUCCCACUGUGUGACAGGAAUGUCCAGGGAAUUCUGCGGGAUGAGAUUGUCAAUCCCCUCCGUAGGACUGGCUUUGUCAGGGCCAGCAGUGUGAUGCACCUCCGGGAGCAGCUCACGGACAAGGGCCAGUGCUCCAGCUUUACCAAUGCUGAGAAAGAUCCUGAGGAGUUCCUCAAUCUCAUAAUGCAGCAGAUCCUGGGAAUUGAGCCACUUUUGAAACUCCAGUCAGGAGGCCAGAAGGAGCAGGAAUGUUACUGCUACCAGAUAUUUAUGGAUAAACAGGAGGAUCUGGUGGUUCCCGACGUACAGCAGUUGGUGGAACGCUCCUUCCUCUCCUCAGAUCUGAAGCUGGUGGAGAUCCCAUCUUGCUUCAUUAUCCAAAUGCCACGUUUUGGGAAGGAAUAUAAAAUGUUCAGCAAAAUCAUCCCUUCUUUGGAGCUGGAUAUAACAGAUCUGCUGCUGGACAGUCCCAGGGAAUGCUGCCUGUGUGGAGAUGUUGCCACUCUGGAAUGCUCGGAGUGCUUCAAGGACAAGGUGUUCGCAGCCAGGGGCCUGAAGCAGUUCUGCAGCUCCUGCUCCAGACAGGUUCACUCCCAUCGCCGCCGCAAAGCGCACAAACCCAGGAGGCUGCACAUUCCAGAGGAAUUCCAGAGCUGGAGCGCCCGGGGCUGCCAGCAGGUGCCACGGGAGAAGCUGGAGCUGUUUGCAGUGCUCUGCAUCGAGACCAGUCACUACGUGUCCUUCGUGAAGUACGGCCCUGCCAACGAGCACUGGAUGUUCUUCGACAGCAUGGCCGACCGGCACGGUGGUGAAAACGGCUUCAACAUCCCCACGGUGACGCUGUGCCCGGAAGUUGCCAAAUACCUGGACUUGCCCCUGGCUGUGCUGGCCCUGGAGCAGCCUCGGGACAUGGAUGGGGUGGCCAAACGCCUCUUUUGUGACGCCUACAUGUACCUGUACCAGAGCAGGAAAAUGGCACUUUACAAGUGACACCGUCAGCAAUGGGAGCUUGGAUCAUCCCAGAAGGAUGGAACUGGAAGCAGCCGAGCCUGGAUGCUCUGAGCUGCCUCUUCUCGCCUCUCUUGGUGUCAAAUUAUCCAAGACAGGCUGGGUUUGUUGAAUCCUGGCUUUAUCCAGUGGUGGUUGGGCGUUGGGCUCAGCUGGACGUGGAGUUAUUGAUGCUCAAAUUCGUUCUCAUUCCCCACAUUCCAUAAUUUUCCCUCUCUGGGUACUCUGCAGCUGGAGCAUCCCCACAUCUUUGUUUCCCUGCCAUCCUUUCCCUCCAAAGCUGGGGACCAGCAGAAUUCAAAACACAAGGAAUUAUCCACAGGUUUACCAGGAAACCACAACCUUUCCUAAGACAUCCUCACCUGGAUUUGUGGAGUGAGGAAAAUCAGGUCAGGAUCCAUUUUCCUCACCUCAAUUCCCUGCACUUCCCUUAUCCAGCACAAACUGUCACUUUUACCCACCAUCCCUAAUUUCCGAUCACAGACAUCCUGAGCUGAAGCUAUGCUUUAAAAACAGAUUUUUUUUCCAAGAACAAAACUGGGAGGAGGAUGGGAGCAGAGGAGCAACAUCUGGGCUCCUGCUGCUUUCUCCUCUUGGCAAAAUCUGCACAGGAUUCAGUGUUACAUCCUCACUUUUAGCACUUUCUGUCCCAUCUUUGCAUCCACUUCCAAGUCUGCACAGGAUUCAGUGUUAGAUCCUCACUUUUAGCACUUUCUGUCCCAUCUUUGCAUCCACUUCCAAGUUCUGGGGUCAAAGACCAGAAUUCCAGGGGCAAAAAUCGAAAAAAAAAAAAAAAAA
Messenger RNA from Lonchura striata (white-rumped munia), 3209 nucleotides. RefSeq names its product ubiquitin carboxyl-terminal hydrolase CYLD. Lineage: Eukaryota; Metazoa; Chordata; Aves; Passeriformes; Estrildidae. The record is from RefSeq and is a predicted model, not a curated record. Gene Ontology annotation, molecular function: cysteine-type deubiquitinase activity. Gene Ontology annotation, biological process: protein deubiquitination.